Molecule: messenger RNA, 4212 nt
Organism: Tetrahymena thermophila SB210
Lineage: Eukaryota; Ciliophora; Oligohymenophorea; Hymenostomatida; Tetrahymenidae
Product: transmembrane protein, putative
Exons: 4
Source: RefSeq, a predicted model, not a curated record
AUGAAUAAAAUAUUAAUAUCCUCAAUAAUUUGUUUUUCUUUUUCAGUAAUUGCUCAGGCUUGUACCUAGUUUUUAAAUAAGGCAGAAGCAACUUUGAUCAUUCCUUUGGGAUAAACAUGCUUGCUAGAAGACAGUUCAAUUAAUAAUCUAGUUUUGAAUAGAAUUAUAAUCGAAGGAACACUUUCAAUUUAAGAUAAUCUAUCUUUAAAAAUAAAGUACAAAGAUCUUACUUUAGGUUAAAAAGGUUCUUUAGAAAUAGGAAAAGAUGCAACUAUAAUAAAUAAUUUAAUUAUUUUUGAAGAUGUAAGUACUUCAUAGUGCUAAGAACCAACUAACACUCAAAGCGUUGGAAAAAUCAAUAUUCAAUCAAGGUAUAUUGAGACCUACAGCUUGGGUGAUAUUUAUAAAUCAUAAAAUCUUAUCAAGAUGUAAAGCAAGCCGGUAAAUAUUCUUACCAAACAAAAUUACAUUUUAGUUGACAGUCUAUCUUCUGCGGAAUCAAAUUAAUUAAUAAACAUAUAAGAAGUUUAAGAAUAAAAUUUAAUUCUUAAAGAAUCAAUUCUAAAAGAUAACCUAGUUGUUAAAAUUAAUGAUGAUCAAACUAUAAAUCCAAUUCUAUUUAGCGAUGUUCCUACUUUAUCUGGAGUUAUAUUCAAAAACACUUGCUUAGUUGGUAAUAUAGAUAAGUUCUAAGGAGUGACAUUAAUUAAUCCUAGAGGUCUAUAUUUAAAGGGUGGAUUAAUUCAAAGCUCAUUGAUAAAAGUAGAAAGCUAAGAUUAAAAAGUUAGUAGAAUUAUUAAAUCAGAAGGAGGAUUUCAAAAAAAUAUCUUUUUUAAGUGCUCAUAAUUGAACCUCCAAAUAGGUAGCUCAGAUGAAAAUUCAUUUAUUGAUAACUCAUUAGUUAAUUCAGAUAAUAUUUAAAUAAAUGUUAAAAGCGUCUAUUUCAGCAAUAAUUAAUUCAUUAAAAGCAAGGUUGUUAUUAAUUCUUUGGAUUAGAAAAAUAUUAAUCUUAAUCAAUUUAAAUCUUAUAAUUCAGAACUAUCGAUUAAUAGCUAAACUGAUUCUACAAUAAGAUUUAACAAAGGUUUGAUUUAUAGAAAUAAAAUAUUUACAGUUUCUAAUGAUAUGAAACAUUUUUAACUUGAUUAAACCAUCUUUUUUGCUACCCCUAUUGAUUUAAGCAAAGCAAUAGUUAGCACUAAAUUCUAUAUUUCAUAUUGCUUAUUUGAUGGAAAUAAUGAAGUUGAUCAUUUAGCUAUAUUUAACAGUAACUCAAAAUAAUAAAAUAUUAAUAUAGAAAAUUCUGUUGCAGUGAAAUAUAAUAGUUUUUUAUUCACAACCUCUGAUAAAUUAAAAUAGCCUUAGGUUAAAUAUUUCUCAAGGUUAACAUCUGAAAAUCUAUUUACUAUUUAUUUGAGUUCAUUUAAAGUAAAUAUUAAGGUCAAAGAUUAUCUACCUUUGUUUAAUUUACCUAUGAUGAGUAUUGUAAAAGAUGGAUCAGAAGAAUACAACAUAGUAUAAAUUGAUGAUGUGAAUAUAAACAAUGAAAACAUUAUGUUAUCCUAAAUUAAAUGGGCACCUGUUCAAACUUAUUAGACAAGAUCAUUACCAACUUACUUUUAAUUAAAAGAUAUCAUUACAACUGACAGUAAUAGUAAUAUAAAGGCAUAAAUUUCAUUUAACAAUCAGCCUAAAUAAGAAUUAAAUUUGAACUAGUUUACUUAAUUGAUUGGUUAAUAAUCUAAGAACAUUGAUUUUACUGAUAGUAAUGGUCAAAUUUUGGAUCCUUCAGAACUCACAAUUGAAUUUAAUGCUUAAAAAGGAAGUCAAAGUGAUAUCUACUAAAACGCUCUUAUUUUUACAUCCACAAAAAGAGCAAUAAAAAAAAUAACUGUCGUAUAACUGAAGGACUCAAAAGAAUAAUAAGUCAAAAUCAUCACUAAAUUAGAUGGUUAUUAUUCGUAUAGUAGUAACAUUGUUACUUCGUUGUGGAGUUAAAGUCUUAAUUAAUUUUCUUUUACAUGGAAAAAAAUGGCAAUUGGCUUUUCUGUUUACAAAGUCAAAUUUGAGUAUUGUGAAGAAAACGAAUUAUUUGAUGGUAACAAAUGCGUUGCUUAAUGCAAUACUUCAAAGUCUGGAUUUUUCUGUUCAGAUGAAUGCAGUGAAGGAUAUUAUAAAGAUAGUAACAACCCUAGUACUUGCUUAAAAUGCCCUUUUGGAUGUAAAUAAUGUAUAGAUAGUAACACAUGUACUAAAUGCCAUGAAUUCUAUCUUUAAGAUGGACAGAAAUGCAUUGAUAAUUGCGGAAUUAACUCAUUUUAGAAAAAUAAUUAAUGCUAAAAAUGCACAGAAGGCUGUGGUCUUUGCUCAUCAAACGACUAUUGUAUUGUCUGCCAAGAUUAUUAUUCAAUGGAUGAUGAUGAUGGAAAAUGUGAAAAAUGUAAAGAAAACCAAGAUGAAAAUUGUGAUAAUUGUCCUUAAAAUUGUAAAUAAUGUGUUUAUAAUAGUAAAUAUUCUUGUUUAGAAUGUGAAGAUGGUUAUGAGCUUGUGUUUGGUUAAUGUAAAAAGAUAAAUACUUAAGACUCUUCAAAAAUUUGUGAAAAUGGAUAGAGUUUUAUAGAUGGUUCAUGCUAAUAGUGCUUCUAAGGAUGCUUAACAUGCUCUUCACCUAAUAAUUCUAACAGAUGUGAUAGCUGUAUCAGUUCUUACAAGCUAGACUAUUUUGGUUAUUCUUGCAAAAAGUGUAGAGGAGGAGAAUACUCAGUUUAGAGAGAUGUAUGCUAAUAAUGUAAUCAAUUAUGUGACAAAGAGUUUUCAUGUUAUGGUCCUUCUGCAUUUUAAUGUUAAAAGUGCUAGGCUGGAUACUUCAAAGAUUUACAAACCAACAAAUGUUUAGCAUGUGAUUUGAGUCAAUGCAAAGAGUGUUCAGAAUCUCCAACACAAUGUACAGAUUGUCCUGAAGACAAGGUUUUAUAUGAGAAAAAAUGCUUAGAUAAAUGUCCAAGCGGGUGGUAUCCUGAUGAGAAGAGAGUUUGUAGAUAAUGUAACUAGGACCUAUGUUAGGAAUGCUCUAAUUCUCCUACUUAAUGCACAGAAUGCAAGAAAGAUUAAGUCUUAUUUGAAGAAAAGUGUUAUAAAGACUGCAAACCAGGGUACUUUGCCGAUAUAUAAAAUGUAUGUAGAAAAUGUGAUAUGAAUAAAUGCGAGGAAUGUAUUUAAUAUGAUACUAAGUGCACUAAAUGCAAAGGAAAUUUAUACCUUGUUAAUCAUAGCUGCGAAGAUUCAUGCCCAGAUAAAGGUUAUUAUUUUGAUAAAAAUAAUAAAUGUUUACCCUGCCAUGAAGAUUGUGAGAAGUGUUCAGGUUCUCCAACCAAUUGCACUGAUUGUGAAUACCCUAUGUAUUUGGAGAAUAAUAAAUGUCUUUAAGAAUGUCCAGAAGGUAAAUAUGGUGCUUAUGUUUAGAGUAUCAGUAUGUGCUUAUAAUGUGAUAAAUAAAAAUGUCAAACUUGUAUUGACAAUAAAUCUAAAUGUACUUCAUGCCAUGAUGGAUAUUUCUUGCAUAAAAAUUAAUGUUUGAGUGAUUGCCCCAAAGGAACCAUUAAGAAUCUAGUAACUCAGAACUGCUUAGUCUGCCUAUAACCAAAUUGUGCUGUCUGUGGAGAUAAUGUUGGUGUCUGUAUUUAAUGCCGUGAAGGGUUUAUACAACAUUAAGGCAUAUGUAUAGUAGAUUGUCCUUUCGGUUAUUUCUUAAAUAAAAGCGAAAAAAAAUGCUAAGAAUGCGAUAAGAGAGUAUGCAUGGAGUGUUCUGAAUCACCUACUGUUUGCACUAAAUGUUACCCAGAGCACUACAAUGUUGGAAACGGUGUUUGCUCUACAUCAUGCCCUAAAAUGUCUUAUCCAUUCCAAUAAGGAGAUUAACAGGUAUGCAUGCCAUGUGACCCAAAAUGCACUAAAGGUUGCGUUGGUCCUUUGGAUUCUGAAUGCUUAGAAGCUGUUUAUAUCACAUAAGAAGCAAAUAACUAAGCAAUUUUAAUUGGUUUACUUGUAGUAUGCUUUAUUUUAUUGAUAGGAUUAGUUAUCGUUGCUUAUAUGUAUUAUAGAAAGAAACAGUAAGCUAUGCCAAUCAAGUCUUACUUACUAAAGAGGGAAAGCUAAUCUGAUAUUGGAACUAUAAUUUAAAUGGAAAAAACAGAAAGUUUAAAAAGAGUCUGA